Molecule: messenger RNA, 1044 nt
Organism: Rubroshorea leprosula
Lineage: Eukaryota; Viridiplantae; Streptophyta; Magnoliopsida; Malvales; Dipterocarpaceae
Source: the annotation of a GenBank genome assembly
AUUCUCAUAUCCACCACCACUCACACCACCAAUUUCAGCCCAAAAUGGCCUCCGUUUGCGCCUCCUCCGCCAUUGCCGCUGUCGCCGUCUCUUCCCAAAAGAUUGGAUCAAUUGCAGCAACAACCAAGACUCCUUUCCUUAGUGGGAAGAAACUCAGAGCAAGAAAAUACACCACACGUCCGGCCACAGGAAGAUUGGCCCCAGUUUGUGUUGCUGCCGAACCAGAUAGACCCCUCUGGUUUCCCGGCAGCACCCCUCCUCCAUGGCUAGACGGCAGCCUCCCUGGAGACUUUGGUUUUGAUCCUCUAGGCCUAGGAUCUGAUCCUGAGACCCUGAGGUGGAACGUGCAAUCGGAGAUCGUGCACUGCAGAUGGGCAAUGUUGGGUGCUGCCGGAAUUUUCAUCCCAGAGUUCCUUACAAAGCUCGGAAUUUUGAACACCCCUUCCUGGUACACCGCCGGAGAGCUGGAAUACUUCACCGACACCACCACUCUGUUUAUAGUCGAGCUCAUCUUCAUUGGAUGGGCGGAAGGGAGACGGUGGGCCGACAUCCUCAAGCCCGGCUGUGUUAACACAGACCCAAUUUUCCCCAACAACAAGCUCACCGGGACUGAUGUUGGGUACCCAGGUGGGCUCUGGUUCGACCCACUGGGCUGGGGAAGCGGGUCCCCUGAGCAGGUGAAGGAGUUGAGGACUAAGGAGAUCAAAAAUGGGAGGUUGGCUAUGUUGGCCGUUAUGGGUGCAUGGUUCCAGCACAUCUACACCGGCACUGGACCCAUUGACAACCUCUACGCCCACCUUGCCGAUCCCGGUCACGCCAACAUUUUUGCUGCUUUCACUCCAAAGUGAGACAGAAGAAGAUGGAGAUUAAUGUGUGAUGUUUGUUGAUCCGAGGAAGGAGUUGAAGAGAUGUUUUCUAAUGUUAGGAAUUGUGUUGCCUCUGUGUAUGCGUUCUAUAGAAUGCUAGGGCAAUGUACAAAUAUCUUUGUAUGAUUUAGAUGCCUUGAAUAUAAAUUCGAGUCUAAAACAAAUGUGUGCUUAUAGC